Messenger RNA from Cordyceps fumosorosea ARSEF 2679, 780 nucleotides. RefSeq names its product MYB DNA-binding domain protein. Gene Ontology annotation, molecular function: DNA-binding transcription factor activity, RNA polymerase II-specific; RNA polymerase II cis-regulatory region sequence-specific DNA binding. Gene Ontology annotation, cellular component: nucleus. The coding region runs from base 1 to 780 and encodes 259 amino acids. The transcript has 4 exons. Gene Ontology annotation, biological process: positive regulation of transcription by RNA polymerase II; mitotic cell cycle. Lineage: Eukaryota; Fungi; Ascomycota; Sordariomycetes; Hypocreales; Cordycipitaceae. The record is from RefSeq and is a predicted model, not a curated record.
AUGGAACAGUGGCAGGUCGGCCCCGUGCCCGAGUAUGUCUACUCCAACUCCACUCACCCGCCUAAUGCCAUGCACAAUAAUCCCUAUCAAGCCACCGAUAUGGCCGCUAGGCGCGGUGAGCGCAUCGAGUUUCCCUAUCCUCCCCAGGCUGGCAUGACGGCGCAUCAGCAACCGCACCCUCCUCCCGUUCAACCUCCCAUGAACGUGCCCCAGCCCCAGCAGCCACCCUCGGGCCCAGGCUCCCAGCAGCAGACCCCGACUCCUACACCUCAGCCUGGCCGUCAGCGCAAGCGACCUGCUCCUGGUACUGUGCCCUCACCGGCCACCCCGGCGGCCGUUCCCGCGGCAGCCGCGGGCCAGCCUCCUGCCCCGACGCCCCCCAAUGCUCAGUCGGCUCCGACCCCCGCCAAUGCUGCUCCGGCCGAAGAUGCUAGCGCAACGCCCUCACAACCUCCAGCCAAGAAGAGCCGGACCAAUACACCGUGGACGCCGGCGGAAGAGUUGCGCUUGAAGCAAAUGCGCGAUGCUGGGAACAGCUGGGCCGAAAUCGCCAAGACUUUCCCCACGAGAACAGAGGGAUCAGUAAAGAAGCAUUGGUACAAGGACAUGCACUAUGCCGAGUUUGCUGAAGACGAAAGCCAGGCGCUUCUCAAUGCAAUCAAGGACUACGAAAACAACAAGUGGAAGGUUAUCGGCCAAAAAGUGGGAAAGCCCGCAAAGGCUUGCGAGCAAUACGCCAAGGAGCACUUCCCUGAGCAGUUCGCUAAUACGAAGCGAUGA